This is a messenger RNA of Papaver somniferum (opium poppy), 1941 nucleotides long. RefSeq lists its product as uncharacterized. The record is from RefSeq and is a predicted model, not a curated record. NCBI's taxonomy places the organism in Eukaryota, Viridiplantae, Streptophyta, Magnoliopsida, Ranunculales, Papaveraceae. The transcript is spliced from 2 exons. Bases 59 to 1447 code for a protein of 462 amino acids.
UAUCCUCUAGUGUCUCAAAGUAGAGCUUGGUCGGUCCAAGAGUUAUCCAGUAGUGAUAAUGGAAAGCCAAGAAGAUGAGGUUCACCAUAUCUCAACUAGUAUAAUCAGACCUGAACCUACUAUUACUCAUUCAAGGAUCGACUUAACUACAUGGGAUCUCCGUCUUCUCAUACCUGGAUACAUUCAAAGAGGUCUUCUCUUUACUAAACCCAAAUCACAAGAUUCUGAAACGAUCAUUUCUAACCUUAAGACCUCUCUUUCACAAACAUUAGAUCACUUCUUUCCUCUUGCCGGACGUCUUGCUAUCGAAAAACAUGACGAUGAUGAUGGAUCCACAUCUGUCUACAUCAACUGCAACUCUACCGGGGCAGAGUUCAUUCACGCAGUUGCUCAACACAUAACUGUAGCUGACAUACUAGAACCGAUUUACGUUCCUAGUGUGGUUGAAUCUUCAUUCUUCUCCCUAAAUGGAGUCAUGAACUAUGACGGUUUGGUUAAACCGUUGCUGUCAGUCCAAGUAACAGAACUGAAUGAUGGUAUCUUUGUUGGAUGCAGCGUUAAUCAUGCCGUGUGUGAUGGAACAUCAUUUUGGCAUUUCAUGAAUUCAUGGUCUGAGAUAUCUAGAUCUGCAGUUGGAGGUAAAUCAUCGAUUCGUACCAUCUCGCGUCUGCCGGUUCUUGAGAGGUGUUUCCUUAAGGAUGCAGAUCGCCCCAUUCGCUUACCUUUUUCUAUUGACGAUGAUUGUUUCCGAAAAAGACAUGUUUUUAAUACUAUCAAGUCUGAAUAUGAAGUGAGGUUCUACUAUUUCAGACGAGAAACUGUAGAAAUGCUUAAAGCAAAAGCCAAUGCGGAUUUUGGUCCGACAAAUGGCUGUCGCAUCUCUUCUCUGCAAGCUUUACUCGGUCACUUAUGGGUAGCAGUAACGCGUGCUAGGCGUUUGGAUCCAAACGGAGAGACUAAUUACUCUGUAGUGGUUGGUAAUAGGACUAGAUUGGUGCCGCCACUGCCUAAAGAGUAUUUUGGUAACUCACUGCAGUUCUGCGUUGCGACUGCUAAGGUGGGUGAGUUGCUGGAAAAAGGACAUGGUUGGGGAGCAUUGUUGCUUAACCGAGUAAUUAUGUCCCCUGACGAUGCAGCAAUUCGACGUUCUUGGGACUCAUGGGUGCAGAAACCUGUUUUUCCAGAAAGAUCAGCACUAUUUCAAGGUAGUACAUUGCUUACUGGGGGAUCUCCAAGAUUCGACAUGUAUGGUAACGAUUUUGGUUGGGGGAAACCCAUGGCAGUGCGAAGUGGGAUCGCUAACAAGUCCGAUGGAAAGAUUUCUGUGAUUCCUGGGUUGGUUCAAGGGAGCUUAUGUGUGGAAGCUUGUCUUUCUCCUGAGACAUUGAUGGCUAUGGAGAAUGACACAGAGUUCGCCAAUACUGUAUCUCCAGCUAAUUAUCUGUGACUGGACAAUAUGUCAUCCGAGCGAAUUCCAUUAUUUGGCCAAGCGGGCUGUCGAACAUUCUUAAAGUAGCCCAAUUUCUAAAUGUGGCCCUUUCCGUGUAGUAUAUAUAGGAAACUCCUCUUAGCUUCCACGGUCUCUUCCAAGUUGUAAAUUCUAACCCUCGACGAGACGCAUAAAAUCGGAAUUUUAUAUCUGUUCCAGACGCAGAUCGAUUUUGUUUUGCAUUUCUUUUCAAUGGUGUUAUUCGAAUCCCGCGAGGAAGGUGCAAAUUUUAUGCCCAUCUCAAGUGAAACCUUCACCUUCCCGAUGUGUGCAAAAUUAACCGAAGAAGAUGAGGAGGAGCGCCGUACAAAAAGUCAGGCAAGAAUCGCUCUCGAGUUAACGAGAAGAACUGCCAGGAGAUUGUUGGAUGCUGGUCGGUCUAGCAGAUACUUCUGACGAGGAAAACAUAAACCGCCGCAUGACUUCUUGUUUUUCUUCUUCUAUUUCCUGGG